Messenger RNA from Pleurotus ostreatus (oyster mushroom), 1536 nucleotides. RefSeq lists its product as uncharacterized. The record is from RefSeq and is a predicted model, not a curated record. Lineage: Eukaryota; Fungi; Basidiomycota; Agaricomycetes; Agaricales; Pleurotaceae. The transcript is spliced from 3 exons. Bases 1 to 1536 code for a protein of 511 amino acids.
AUGGCCUCCUCGUCGAGUAAGACAUCCGCUGCGCCCCAGACGCGCCAGAAGCGUAUCUUGCCCUCAAGCCAAGUUCCAUUGGCAUCGACCUCUUCCUCUGCACCAAAUACGAGUCUUCUACAGCUCAACCUUUCUGCUCGGGAACGGUAUUUCGACCGGCCAGACGUUAUCAAGGCGUACAAGGAGCAGUUGACCAUACAAACACCCGAAUAUACCCAGCUGAGCGAAGAUGCUAGCGUCGGAGGGCGGUUUCGUCCACGAGGGGUUGAAGAUCAGUCGACAAUAGAUACCUCCGAUACUGCUUACGAGAAACGACAUCGCAAAUAUGAGACGUUUGAAAAGCGGCAACGUUUGCGCGAGAAGGAGAAGCUCAAGCAUGAGCAAUAUAAGCUGAAGGAGCGGAUAGACCAGCUGCGUGCCAUGGACGGCGCGGCUUUUUUAUCACUACCCGCUUCAACCUUCACCCCGCCUCCCGGACACUCGGCCAACGGUGACGCCGAAGAAGACGAGUUUCCAGGCGCACACAUCAACGGCGCUGCUGCAUACAAUGAAGGAGAACGACGCCGGAAGGAAAUGCUUGAUGUUGCCCUGUCGCUAGAAGAACGCUACCGCGUCCUUUUACCACCUGACAGAAACAAGAAGCCGCCAGGUAAAGCUGCGACCGUCACCGUCAUACCAGAGCCAGAAAUCGUGAACGAACAGAUUGAAGAGGUCGAGUCUGAAUCUGAGCCUGAGGAGGAGGAGGAAGAGGAGGAGGAAGAGGAGGAAGAGGAAGAGGAAGAGGAAGAAGCAGAGGAGGAAGAGGAACAAGAAGCACCUCCCAAAGUACAGAAGCAAGCUGAGAAACUGAAACUACGCAUUCCUGCCAGGGCAAAGAAUAUACCGAAGCCGCCGUCAAAAGGGCCUUCCAAAGCCAACUCACAUUCGCCGGUCAAGAACAAGGCGAAACACGACGCCCCCAUUGUCGUCAGUUCUCGAGAUACGGAGACAUCGUCGCCCACCGUGUCUUCAAGAGCUCAGGCUGAACGCUCGUCUACUCGGGGGUCCGACAUACGGGUCAUCAGCGCUCCCAGUCCUGCCUACUCCAAUCCUGAAAUCGCUGUCAUGGAGGAUGCUAGAUCCCAUGCACCCGAGGUUCCAGCACCAGUCGUGCCUAAUGGACCUCCGCGUAAACGUCGAAGAACUCGCGUUUCCAGCCCUCAGCGCGGCUCCCUUCCGCUUAUUGAAUCCAUCUCUGCUCCCCUCCUACCUCGGGUGCCCAUCACCAUCGACCCAGAUGAAACCAGGAGCGCGCUCGUGCUUACCGCCAUCCGCACCUCGAAGAUGCCCAGAGCGAGGAAGGUCCAGAGGCAUCAUAUGGCAUUUGGAUUCAAAGUACCGCCAGAGAUAGAUGAGCUUAGAGACUUCGGGCUACCAGAUUGGGUCACAGAUACACAAAGCGUAAACGAUGAUUGGAAUCAUCUGUCAUCUGAGGGACUAUCAGGAGAACAUCAUCCGGACAGUACAAUUGGUGUUUCCGCAUCUCCCCCGGAGUAG